AUGGCGAAAUUAACUCAUGUCAUGUGGGGUUUGUCUUCAAAUUUUGCAGCAAAUCGGUAUUUCUCUCGAUUGUUGGCCUCACCAUGGUACAAUGUAUCCAUGGUUACAUCAUCCCGAGGAGUAUCAACGAAAGCUGCUGUCAAAUCUACAGAUGAUUUGAUUAUCAGUGACAGCUGUGUAAAGCGUUUAAAAGAAAUAGCCGACGAUGGCACAUGUUUGAGAAUUACUGUAGAAGGUGGUGGUUGCUCUGGAUUUCAGUACAAAUUUGAUUUAGAUCCAAAUAUACAGGAAGAUGACAGAAUAUUUCAGAAGGAUGGUACUAAAGUAAUAAUAGACUCGACAUCGUUAGAAUACGUGAAGGGAUCAACGAUAGAAUUCCAUACGGAAUUAAUACGAUCUGCCUUUAGAAUAACGAACAAUCCUUUAGCCGAACAGGGAUGUAGUUGCGGUGCUAGCUUUGCUAUUAAAAUAGAAUAGAUGAUGGAUGUACAUAUUAUUACAUUGUUCAAUGUAAUAUGUACCGGCUUGUAAUUUAGUAUUAAUUUCGAAACAAUUUACCGAAGAUUAAUUAUACUUUAUUUAUAGUUAGUAUGCGCAAGGCAAUACAUACAAUUGCUUUGGCGAAUAUACAUUAAUUUUAU
Cyphomyrmex costatus is the source of this 641-nucleotide messenger RNA. RefSeq names its product iron-sulfur cluster assembly 2 homolog, mitochondrial. Gene Ontology annotation, cellular component: mitochondrion. The coding region runs from base 1 to 477 and encodes 158 amino acids. Lineage: Eukaryota; Metazoa; Arthropoda; Insecta; Hymenoptera; Formicidae. The record is from RefSeq and is a predicted model, not a curated record. The transcript has 3 exons. Gene Ontology annotation, biological process: iron-sulfur cluster assembly. Gene Ontology annotation, molecular function: iron ion binding; 4 iron, 4 sulfur cluster binding; 2 iron, 2 sulfur cluster binding.